AUGUUUACAGCCUCCUUCUCUGGAGAAUUCUCCCUGCUAAGGAAGUCCACGGCACCAGGUUGGUGCACCAUGGUCGUCCGCUAUUGUAUCGCUUCAAUGCAUUUUUUGCAAGUGUGGUCACUAACCAUCUGUGCUGCCGGAACCUACCUGCAAGGUGCUCAUUUCGUCGUCUGGACUUGCAUUACCGACCACUAUGUGCAGCUUCUAACCGCCAACAUCCUGAUCUCAUACGCUCUCUCCACAUCCCUUUAUCUCUAUAGUUUCAGUGUGGACACGAAAUAUCCCAACCGGGAUUUUCGCGAGUUAGCUGCCGGAGGUACCACGGGGAAUGUGAUCUAUGAUUUCUACAUUGGCCGCGAGCUGAACCCCCGCGUCACUUUGCCAUUUUUCGGAGAAAUCGACAUCAAGACCUGGUGUGAAGUCUGUCCAGGUUUGACCGGGUGGAUCCUGCUGGAUUUGGCCUUCAUCACCCAGCAAUACCGCAAUUACGGCUACAUCUCCGACAGCAUUGUCUUCACGACGGCUGUCCAGGCCUACUAUGUGCUCAGCAGCCAAUACAAUGAAUCCAGCACCCUGACCAUGAUGGACAUCACCACUGAUGGCAUGGGCUUUAUGCUCUCCUUCGGCGAUCUCGUCUGGGUUCCGUUCCUGUACUCCACCCAGUGCCGCUACCUCGCCGCCUACCCUGUGCAUCUGGGCUGGACGCGGAUCGCGGCCGUGAGUGCCAUCUUUGUUCUCGGCAUCUAUAUCUUCAAGGCCGCAAAUAACCAGAAGCACACGUUCCGGACCCAGCCUAACCACCCCGCCGUGGCUAAACUCUCCUACGUGCAGACUAAACGGGGCACGCGGCUCCUCACGGCUGGAUGGUGGGGGAUAGCUAGACAUAUCAACUACUUUGGAGACUGGCUUCAGGCGCUCCCGUUCAGCCUGCCGACGGGACUCGCGGGGUACAUGAUUCUCCCGGCGGGGAGCGUCGUGGCGAGUGCCUCCCAGGCUGCCGUUCCGAUGUUAGAUGGCCGGGUGGCGGUGCAAGGGCCGGCUACUGGCUGGGGAAUGAUAUUCACAUACUUCUAUGUGCUUUACUUUGGAAUCUUGUUGAUCCACCGUGAACGUCGAGACGAUGCUAUGUGCGCGAAAAAGUAUGGGGACGACUGGAAGGGGUACAAGCGGACGGUCAGAUGGAGAAUCGUGCCGUGGAUUUAUUGA
Aspergillus chevalieri is the source of this 1206-nucleotide messenger RNA. Its product is annotated as c-5 sterol desaturase. Gene Ontology annotation, molecular function: Delta14-sterol reductase activity. Lineage: Eukaryota; Fungi; Ascomycota; Eurotiomycetes; Eurotiales; Aspergillaceae. Gene Ontology annotation, cellular component: endoplasmic reticulum membrane. The record is from RefSeq and is a predicted model, not a curated record. The transcript is spliced from 2 exons. The coding region runs from base 1 to 1206 and encodes 401 amino acids. Gene Ontology annotation, biological process: ergosterol biosynthetic process.